GUUAUCGUAAACCUUUUCUUUGGAUAGAUCGUUACCGUAGACCUCUAGUCACACACCACCGUGUUUUGCCCUCGUAUAUAAUGAUUACUGCGUUUUAGGGUUUUCCCAGCAUUUGAGCCACUCAUCGGUAAAGUGCGAGCAACAGUGUAGCAGACGAGCUUGAAAACGAGGGUUUCACGUUUCAGGCUCCCCCUCUCUCUCUACAGCCAUGUUGAUCCCCAAGAAGAACCGUAAUGAAGUUUACAAAUAUUUGUUCCAAGAGGGUGUUCUCUAUGCUAAGAAGGACUUUAACCUUGAAAAGCACCCCGAUAUCGAUGUUCCCAACCUCCAUGUUAUCAAGCUGAUGCAGAGCUUCAAAUCAAAGGAAUAUGUGCGGGAAACAUUUGCUUGGAUGUAUUAUUACUGGUACCUCACCAAUGAUGGCAUUGAGUAUUUGAGGACUUAUUUGAAUCUCCCUUCUGAGAUUGUGCCUGCUACUCUGAAGAAAUCUGUUAAGCCAGUUGGGAGGCCCCUUGGUGGUCCAGGUGGUGAUAGACCAAGGGGUCCUCGCUUUGAGGGUGAAAGGCCUCGAUUUGGUGACCGUGAUGGAUACCGAGGAGGCCCUCGUGGCCCACCAGGGGAAUUUGGCGACAAGGGAGGAGCUCCCCCUGAAUUCCAGCCAUCAUUUAGAGGACCUGGUGGAAGGCCUGGGUUUGGACGUGGGGGUGGUGGUUAUGCUCCAGGUGGAUCAUCGGCACCCUCAUUUGAAUAGAGCCUAUUCACCUUCCAUUUCUCUUCUUUCUCUAGCAAAGCCUAUCAAAUGGACAGAAAUUUUAAAAUUUUGCUAUGACAAUCCGUGUUUACAUUAUUAUUAUUAUUUUUUUUGACAUCACAUGACCUGAAUUUUGAGUCCCUGGAAGGGCACAAAUUGUCUCUUAUCUGUGAGGCUUUUUCUAUUCUGUUUGCUUACAAAAAGACUCAUCUUGUAUUGUGCCCAUGAACCUACUCCAUGACUGAAAACCCCGGGCCCCCAAAUUUUGAUGGGUGAAUUAUGAGUGCUAGGGCUACACCAUGCCGUUCGGUUGGCUUGUUACAUUCUUCAA
Messenger RNA from Amborella trichopoda, 1082 nucleotides. Its product is annotated as small ribosomal subunit protein eS10z. NCBI's taxonomy places the organism in Eukaryota, Viridiplantae, Streptophyta, Magnoliopsida, Amborellales, Amborellaceae. Gene Ontology annotation, molecular function: structural constituent of ribosome; RNA binding. Gene Ontology annotation, cellular component: cytosolic small ribosomal subunit. The record is from RefSeq and is a predicted model, not a curated record.